Messenger RNA from Mesorhabditis belari, 1044 nucleotides. NCBI's taxonomy places the organism in Eukaryota, Metazoa, Nematoda, Chromadorea, Rhabditida, Rhabditidae. The record is from the annotation of a GenBank genome assembly.
AUGUGGUCUACUGGAGCCGUAGUGUGCUCUCCUGUUUAUCGAAUAUUCUCUACUUGUUGCCCGUUAAAAAGAGCAACAUCUUCGCGGCCAACACCACAAAAGAAAUUGGAUUUGAGUCGAGGCGGGAUUCCAGCUUACGCAAAGCCGCUCACUGUUCAGCCAACCGCCUACGAUCUUGAUCUUGAUGUGAAAAAUUAUGGGGAAAUUCGCUUCAAACUCGACUACAACUUCGAGCAUGGACAGCUCGCAGUGACAAUCAUCGAAGGGAGAGAUCUGCCUGCAAUGGACAGUAAUGGAAUGUCCGAUCCAUAUGUGAAACUCUACUUGAUGCCCGAGAAAAAGCAAAAAUUUCAAACAAAAUUCAUCCGGAACACUCUGAAUCCCGUUUACAAUGAAGUUUUCUAUUUCCCGAUUCCGUUCAAUGAGCUUCAAAGUAAAACUCUUCAAUUGGUGAUGUAUGACUAUGAUCGGCUAUCGAAAGAUGAUCGGAUCGGUCAAAUCUCAAUCCCGCUUGAGAGCAUCGAUUGGGGUCAAACCUCGGAGUUGACGAGAGCGCUGAACAAGCCAGAAAGCGAUGUCGAUGCGGAGUCACGUCUUGGUGAUAUUUGUUUUUCAACGAGAUAUCGACCAGCAACGGGCACUCUCACGAUCACCAUCAUGGAGGCGAGAAAUCUCAAGAAAAUGGACGUCGGCGGCUCAUCCGAUCCUUACGUGAAAAUCUAUCUAUUCCAUGGAGCAAAAUUGCUUGGAAAGAAAAAGACUUCAAAGAAGUACAAAACCCUUAACCCGUACUACAAUGAAAGCUUUCAAUUCAAGGUGGAACCACUAAUGAUGGAUAAAGUGCAUCUAAUAGUGAGUGUUUGGGAUUACGAUAAAAUGAGCAAAAACGACUUCAUUGGCGAGGUGGUUUUGGCAGCACGACAUCUCGAUGUGGCCAACGUGACAGCUUCAUGUCACGCGCAAUGGGCCGAAAUGAUGCAGUCGAAGCGGCCCGUCGUUCAAUGGCACACGCUAAUGCCGAAAUUCGAUGAAAAAGAGGAAGAU